Messenger RNA from Gossypium raimondii (Peruvian cotton), 3391 nucleotides. RefSeq names its product dynamin-2A. Gene Ontology annotation, cellular component: cytoplasm; microtubule; membrane. The coding region runs from base 238 to 2970 and encodes 910 amino acids. The record is from RefSeq and is a predicted model, not a curated record. The transcript is spliced from 22 exons. NCBI's taxonomy places the organism in Eukaryota, Viridiplantae, Streptophyta, Magnoliopsida, Malvales, Malvaceae. Gene Ontology annotation, molecular function: GTP binding; microtubule binding; GTPase activity.
AUUUCAAAACGCGAAAAAGGAAGAAAAAAAAAACAGAGAGAGAAAAGACUUUUAGAGACGCUGUACCUUCUUUCCUCUCUUUGUUUUUUCAAAUCUCUGAAUUGUUGCUCCAGAGAUCUACGCCACCUUUGAUUUUGUUCCGAUCUGCGCCACCUUUUAAUCGAUUAGUCUUCUUUAUUACUCUGUUUGAUUUUCACUGAUCCAAAAGAGGAAACAGAUCUUUAGAUUCAAAAAGAAAUGGAAGCGAUCGAAGAGUUGUCACAGCUUUCAGAUUCCAUGAGGCAAGCGGCGGCGUUGCUUGCCGACGAAGAUGUUGAUGAAAACUCAAGUUCAAAGAGGUCUUCUACUUUCCUCAACGUCGUUGCUCUCGGCAAUGUUGGGGCUGGGAAAUCUGCAGUUUUAAACAGUUUAAUUGGACACCCUAUUCUGCCAACCGGUGAAAAUGGUGCUACCAGGGCUCCUAUUAGCAUUGAUUUACAGAAGGAUGGUUCUAUAAGCAGCAAAUCGAUUAUUCUGCAAAUCGACAACAAAUCUCAACAAGUUUCUGCCAGUGCAUUGCGGCAUUCUUUACAAGACAGGUUAAGUAAGAGUUCCUCAGGAAAGAACCGAGAUGAGAUUUACCUUAAGCUGCGGACAAGUACAGCACCUCCCCUGAAAUUAAUUGACUUGCCUGGACUGGACCAGCGAAUUAUGGAUGAAUCAAUGAUUAGUGAUUAUGCUGAGCGUAAUGAUGCCAUUUUAUUAGUUAUUGUUCCUGCGGCCCAAGCACCAGAAAUUGCUUCAUCACGAGCACUCCGCCUUGCCAAAGAGUAUGAUGGAGAAGGUACUCGAACCAUUGGCAUAAUUAGCAAAAUAGAUCAAGCUGCCUCUGAGCAAAAAGCACUUGCGGCUGUUCAGGCUCUCCUGUUAAAUCAGGGACCACCAAAGACAGCUGAUAUCCCAUGGGUUGCUUUAAUUGGUCAAUCGGUUUCAAUAGCUUCUGCACAGUCUGGAUCAGAAAAUUCUUUGGAAACAGCAUGGAGAGCAGAGUUUGAAACCCUCAAAUCCAUACUAACUGGAGCUCCUCAGAGCAAGCUGGGAAGAAUAGCUUUGGUCGAUGCUCUUGCACAGCAGAUUCGUAAGCGCAUGAAAGUCAGGCUUCCAAACCUCCUCUCCGGGUUACAAGGGAAGUCCCAAAUUGUUCAGGAUGAGUUGGUAAGGCUUGGUGAGCAGAUGGUCCAGAGUGCUGAGGGUACAAGGGCUAUUGCAUUGGAACUCUGUCGUGAAUUUGAGGAUAGAUUUCUGCAACACAUUACAACUGGUGAGGGUUCUGGAUGGAAAAUUGUUGCCAGUUUUGAGGGGAAUUUUCCUAAUAGGAUCAAGCAGCUUCCAAUAGACAGACAUUUUGAUAUCAAUAAUGUCAAACGGAUUGUAUUAGAAGCUGAUGGUUACCAGCCAUAUUUGAUAUCCCCUGAAAAGGGUUUGAGAUCUCUAAUAAAAGGGGUGUUGGAGCUGGCCAAAGAACCCGCACGUCUUUGUGUUGAUGAGGUACACCGUGUCCUAAUAGACAUAGUUUCUGCUGCUGCAAAUGCUACACCUGGUUUGGGAAGGUACCCUCCAUUCAAGAGAGAGGUUGUGGCCAUUGCUAGUGCUGCCUUGGAUGGGUUUAAAAUUGAAGCCAAAAAAAUGGUUGUGGCACUUGUUGACAUGGAGCGAGCUUUUGUACCCCCUCAGCACUUUAUUAGAUUGGUGCAAAGGAGGAUGGAAAGACAGCGCCGGGAGGAGGAGCUGAAGAAUCGGUCCUCAAAGAAAGGACAUGAAGCUGAGCAGGGAAUGCUGAAUAGGGCACCAAGUCCUCAACCAGGUGGUCAGCAAACUGGUGGAACCUUGAAGUCAUUGAAAGAGAAAUUUGGGCAGGGUGAGAAAGAAGUACAGGAGGGGUCUGCUUUGAAAGUUGCUGGUGCUGAUAAAGAAAUAACUGCAGGGUUUUUGCUGAAGAAAAGUGCUAAAACUAAUGGAUGGAGUCGGCGAUGGUUUGUUUUGAAUGAGAAGACUGGAAAGCUUGGCUACACCAAAAAGCAAGAGGAAAAGCAUUUUCGAGGUGUCAUUGUGUUAGAGGAAUGCAGCAUUGAAGAAAUACCAGAUGAGGAAGAACCUGCCCCAAAAAGUUCGAAGGAUAAAAAGGCUAAUGGCUCGGAUAAGCAACCGAGUCUUGUGUUCAAGAUAACUAGCAAGGUUCCUUAUAAAACUGUCUUGAAAGCUCACAGUGCUGUUGUGUUGAAGGCUGAAAGUAUGGCUGAUAAGACUGAAUGGUUAAACAAAUUGUCAAAAGUUAUUCAACCUUCUACAGGGCCAGUGAAAGGUGGACCUGAUGGCACUCCCGGAAUGCGACAGAGCCGUUCAGAUGGUUCUCUUGAUACAAUGCCUCGAAGACCUGUUGAUCCUGAAGAAGAACUUCGAUGGAUGUCUCAAGAAGUUCGUGGUUAUGUCGAAGCUGUAUUGAACAGUUUAGCUGCCAAUGUCCCCAAGGCUGUUGUUCUUUGCCAAGUGGAGAAAGCUAAAGAAGACAUGCUAAAUCAGUUAUAUAGCUCUGUCAGUGCUCAAAGCACGAAUAGGAUUGAGGAGCUACUUCAAGAGGAUCAAAAUGUAAAGCGUAGAAGGGAGCGUUUUCAGAAGCAGUCAUCGCUUCUUUCAAAAUUAACGCGCCAACUUAGCAUACACGACAAUCGAGCUGCUUCUGCUUCUGAUUGGUCUGACAGUGGCGCUGGGGCAGAAAGUAGCCCGAGAACAAGUGGUGGCUCAGUUGGUGACGACUGGAGGACUGCAUUUGAUGCAGCUGCUGCUAACGGCCCUGUGGAUUACAGGAGGUCUGGCUCUAAUGGUCCAACACAAAACGGUGACGUGAAUUCUCGAUCAGGGUCCAACAGUCGUCGUACCCCUAACCGUAUGCCACCCGCACCACCACAAUCUGGCUCCGGUUACAAAUAUUAAUGGUCAUAAUUCUUAAUUAUGAAAAGCCUACUUCAUGAUUUAAGCAUUUUAUCUUUUUUCCAAAAUUCUCUACAAAUAGCCCAUUAAAACAGGAGACUUGACCGAGACGAGACAGACGUGUGUGUAAAUAGGACCAUAGUUGCUAUAUUUUUCAGGUUCAACGGCUGUGUCCUAACUGUGGAUCUAAUUUUUCUACUCAAGUUUUGUCUUAUUUUUAUUAAUGCUGUUAUGUUUUUUUUUUUCAUUUUUAUUCUUGGUUAUAAUUUUCCUAUUUUAAAAUCCAUCCUCCCACGGAUUUAUUUGAUUGUAUUGACUAUUAUUGAUGCUAAAAAAUUGUAUUCGGAUUUAAGGACCGUUCAUUGGGUGGAGGAUAUUCUAUUGUAUUUCUCAAUAAGAUGUCUACUUUUUUUCCCCUCUCAAA